UUUUAUCAGAGGUUUUUCUAGGUAUGGGAUAAUAGGGCAAUGGAGAGGGAGAGAUGGGAAGACUGGAUGUGGUUGGGGAAUAUGAAGUGAUAUUGAGGUAUAGAGCAUGUUGAAGAGACAUCCACUAGCUUUAGCAGAGAAGUUACCAUAUAUUGGGCAGAGUAAUUCAGGGACGAAUUUGGUACUCAAUCCAAGCCUCAAUGCUGCCAGUCCGUAUCUCAACUCUCAAAGUACAAGGAGAAUGAAUUCCCUCAGAACAGACGAUAUCUCACCUCCAAGGAAGCCAAUAGUAAAGCCUUAUGAAUAUGGGGAAGGGUACGAGGAGCUUCAGCCAAAGAAAAUAAGCAAAGAUCCUCCUAAUAAAAUUAUGAAUUUCUGACUAAAAACAAAUGAUAUCCCUGGUGCAAGUCCAAAGAAGGCAAUCCAUGUCUCAAACACAAGAGAUUUGUUAGCCACAGAUGACAUAGAAGGAGCUAAACCAGAUCCAUUUAGAAACAGAGAGAGAACCAAGAGAUUCAACUUGCAAAUUAGACGACUGAAUCGUAAAAGGGGAAGCAAAAGUGUGGUAAAUGGAAAAUACUCAGUUCAGAGCCAAACCUCUGAAGAGGAUCAUAAUAAAACAUUUGCAUACGCAAAUCAUGCAGAUUAUCAGACACAAAAAGAUGGAGGCUCCUAUGUUAGGCCUAAAUACACCAAAGAUAUUGCUAAAUAUGGUAAAAGAUAUUACGAGAAUAAGAAUAAAAAUGGAAGUAAUCUUGAUUUCUCAUGGAGGGAUGACUAUUUCGAGUAUGAAUCAGAAGAAGAUGAGCAAGAUUCCUCACAAAACUAUAUCGAAAACAAUGAAGACUAUGGCAACUUUGCACAAGAAUCUCAGAAAGUUACCCAGCCAAUCCAGGAUAAUAAUACCCCUCUUAGAAGGCAGGUGAGUCAGGAUCGUGAGUUGAAUGAUAUCAUGAAUGAUAAUAACAUGGAUACUUCUCCAAGACAGAUUCAUAAAGGAGAUAAUAACACCCUGCCCGUGCAAGAUCAUCGUCAAGAUAUUAAUAUUAACAAUAUCAGGAUAAGAAACUCUGACUCUCCAAUGAAGAAUGUGAAGUUUAACAAUGCUAUAAAUGAAAUCAAAUAACAAUAAUCAAGUUAAUUUAUCCCUCGAUAAGAGAAAUAUGAGAGGGUUCCCAAGACAUAUAUCUCCAGGUGCUUUUGGGGGAAACUAUGAUACCACUGAAUCUCCUCCAAGAUCAUCCUCUACCCUAAUAGGAAGAAAUCAGCAGUAUAUUCAAAACCUUGGAUACCCGGCACCCGAUCCAGAAGAAGUGAACUAUAAUUCUAUUAGGGAGAGAGGUUUAAGUUCAUCUCUGAAAGUGCACAAUAUCAGCAGUACACUGAACCCAAUUCAGCAACACUCAGUCACAAGCAUUGCUAAGAGUCCUCAUUUGCAGAAUAUAAGACAAGAAGGAGGUCAGAAGAGGUUAUCUUCUCAACUACAGAAUAUCCUUAACAAUCAGAGGAACGUCAAUAGUAUUGAAAAUGUCAACUUAGUCCAGUCAUUGAAGCCGGGGUGGACACCUCAGCGUCGAAGGAACGCUGACUUAGUAGACGCCCUCCAGACUGCUAAGAAGAGAUAUGAGAUCCAGCAGCUGGUUCAGAGAGAAAACUACAAACCUGAGCUAUACAAGGAUCAUAAGAGAAAACAUGUAAUUACAAAGCAAGUGCUCUCGUAG
Moneuplotes crassus is the source of this 1721-nucleotide messenger RNA. NCBI's taxonomy places the organism in Eukaryota, Ciliophora, Spirotrichea, Euplotida, Euplotidae. The record is from the annotation of a GenBank genome assembly.